Molecule: messenger RNA, 1659 nt
Organism: Arabidopsis thaliana (thale cress)
Lineage: Eukaryota; Viridiplantae; Streptophyta; Magnoliopsida; Brassicales; Brassicaceae
Gene: CYP704A1
Product: cytochrome P450, family 704, subfamily A, polypeptide 1
Exons: 5
Coding region: 57-1538 (493 amino acids)
Cellular component (GO): membrane
Molecular function (GO): heme binding; oxidoreductase activity, acting on paired donors, with incorporation or reduction of molecular oxygen, reduced iron-sulfur protein as one donor, and incorporation of one atom of oxygen; monooxygenase activity
Source: RefSeq, marked reviewed
AAAAAUCAGACAACAAGACGAAACAACUUCCAAGCCAAAAAAAAAAAAGUGAAUCAAUGGAGAUUUUGACGAGCAUGGCGAUUAUAGUAGUAACAACGAUCUUCAUCCUUCUGUCUUUCGCACUCUAUCUAACUAUCAGAAUCUUCACCGGAAAAUCCAGAAACGACAAGAGGUAUACUCCUGUACACGCCACAAUCUUUGAUCUUUUCUUCCACAGCCACAAAUUAUACGAUUACGAGACAGAGAUCGCGAGGACAAAGCCUACUUUCAGGUUCUUGAGUCCAGGACAGAGCGAGAUAUUCACUGCAGAUCCUCGGAACGUGGAGCAUAUUCUCAAGACAAGAUUCCAUAACUAUAGUAAAGGACCCGUUGGUACAGUGAAUCUUGCGGAUCUUCUGGGACAUGGGAUCUUCGCUGUUGAUGGAGAGAAAUGGAAACAACAAAGGAAGCUCGUGAGCUUUGAGUUCUCCACUAGAGUUUUAAGAAAUUUUAGCUACUCUGUUUUUCGGACAAGUGCUUCUAAGCUUGUCGGUUUUAUUGCGGAGUUUGCUCUCUCUGGAAAAUCUUUUGAUUUUCAGGAUAUGUUGAUGAAAUGUACAUUGGACUCCAUCUUUAAAGUUGGAUUCGGUGUGGAGUUAGGAUGUCUAGAUGGGUUUAGCAAAGAAGGGGAAGAGUUCAUGAAGGCUUUUGAUGAAGGCAACGGCGCAACUAGUUCCAGGGUCACCGACCCGUUUUGGAAGCUGAAAUGUUUUCUUAACAUUGGAUCAGAGUCAAGACUCAAGAAGAGCAUUGCUAUUAUAGACAAGUUUGUCUAUAGUCUCAUUACCACUAAAAGGAAAGAGCUUUCCAAGGAACAGAACACUGACAUCCUAUCGAAAUUUCUUCUCGAGAGUGAGAAAGAUCCGGAGAACAUGAAUGAUAAGUACCUGAGGGAUAUCAUUUUGAAUGUUAUGGUUGCUGGUAAGGACACAACCGCUGCAUCACUCUCUUGGUUCUUGUACAUGCUCUGCAAAAACCCACUUGUUCAGGAGAAAAUCGUUCAAGAAAUCAGAGAUGUGACAUCAAGUCACGAGAAAACAACCGAUGUAAAUGGUUUCAUUGAAAGUGUAACCGAAGAAGCUCUUGCUCAGAUGCAGUAUCUCCAUGCGGCCUUGUCUGAGACUAUGAGGCUUUACCCACCUGUGCCUGAGCACAUGAGGUGUGCAGAAAAUGAUGACGUUCUUCCAGAUGGACAUAGAGUGAGCAAAGGGGAUAAUAUCUACUACAUAUCCUAUGCAAUGGGUAGGAUGACUUACAUUUGGGGUCAAGAUGCUGAGGAAUUCAAGCCAGAGAGAUGGCUCAAGGACGGCGCUGGUCCAAGAAUCUGUAUUGGCAAGGAUUUCGCAUACCGGCAGAUGAAGAUAGUAUCAAUGGCACUUCUUCACUUCUUUCGCUUCAAAAUGGCUGAUGAGAACAGCAAGGUGUCUUACAAGAAAAUGCUUACACUUCAUGUCGAUGGAGGACUACAUCUCUGUGCAAUCCCGAGGACAAGCACUUGAGUACUUAACCAGAACACUUUCCAUACUUUCAUAGUGCCUCCAUGAGUUUUGGUCAAACAUUCUUAAUGAAGGUGGAACAAGACACCAAGAAAUUUCCAUGUAAUAAAUAAUCUGCUUUUAU